AUGGACCGGAAUCAACUACAGGCCAACCACGGUAGUACGUAAGACUACAACUGUUACGCGUAUGGUUAACAGAGCGCCAACAUCAACUAUCAACAAUGGCCUUGGUAACGUUCGGUUCGAACAGUUAGACCAGAUUCUCAGUCAGUUCGGUUCUGUGAAAGAAAUCUAAAUCGAAAAAUUCAGUCAACGAGAUGGACUUACGCAAGGCAUGCACAUCACGUUUGAUUCCACCCAACAAACGCGCAAUGUACUAGCUAAUUUAAUAUGCUUCGAUCUUAAAGGUUAUCAGCCAAAACUCGAACCAGCUAUGGAAAGGAGGAAUCGCAGUGGAAUAAGACCGAAGUACGUUACCUACGGUGCCCCAACGCCACCCUCACUAUUGGGAACAGACAGUUCGCCUUACGAAUACUAGUACAUAGCGAUAUGGUUGAAGCAAUAAUUGGUAGAGGAGGUUCGACGAUUAAAACAACAAAAGCCAAGGUUGAUGUUCAUCGUAAAGAUAAUGUCGGUUCUUUGGAAAAGCUACAACUAUUUAUGGCAAUCCAGAAAAUUCUAUAA
Messenger RNA from Cinara cedri, 558 nucleotides. The record is from the annotation of a GenBank genome assembly. Lineage: Eukaryota; Metazoa; Arthropoda; Insecta; Hemiptera; Aphididae.